ACGGACGCCUGCAUCCUGGCUCCUGCUCUCCAAGGAAUUGUGUAUCGAGUGAUGAGUUUUAUGAAUAGAUGAUUUAAAGUGAUUAGUGUAUCCCAAAAAAAUUUUUUAUUUUUGUAUUGUAAACAGUACAAAAACAUAUUUUUACAAUGUCUUUGGCCGAUGAAUUAUUGGCGGACUUGGAAGAGAAUGAUGAUAUGGACUCCGAGACUACUAUUGAAAACCAAACUGCAGAAACAAACCAUGAAUUUGCUGUGCCAUUUCCUGUAAUACCCAAAGAGGAAGAAAUUAAAAAUGUAUCCAUACGAGAGCUUGCAAAACUAAGGGAUUCUGAAAGAUUAAGAAUGGUUAUAACGGAAAUUGAGAGCAAUUCUGGUAACAAUAGGAAAAAGAUGGAAGUAACAGGUUUAAUGGAGUCUGAUCCAGAGUACCAAUUAAUUGUGGAAGCUAAUAAUGUUGCAGUUGAGAUAGAUGGAGAAAUAGCUAUUAUUCACAGAUUUGUCCGUGACAAAUACCAGAAACGUUUCCCUGAACUGGAUUCCCUUAUUGUCACACCACUUGAGUAUAUUCGGACAGUGAAGGAGUUGGGUAAUGAUCUUGAUAGAGCAAAGAGUAAUGAGACAUUGCAAAGUUUCCUGACACAAGCUACUAUUAUGAUUGUUUCUGUCACUGCAUCUACAACACAAGGGAAAGUAUUAUCUGAACAUGAAUUGAAUGAAAUUAACGAAGCAUGUGAUAUGGCAGCAGAAUUAAACAACUACAAGUUAAGGAUAUAUGAAUAUGUCGAGAGUCGGAUGACAUUCAUUGCUCCAAAUGUUACUGCUAUUGUUGGGGCAUCAACAGCUGCGAAAAUUCUCGGUCUGGCGGGAGGUCUGUCUAAAUUGGCUAAGAUGCCAGCAUGUAAUGUUUUGCCACUCGGCCAACAAAAGAAGACUUUAUCUGGUUUCUCGCAAGCGUCAGCCCUACCUCACACCGGUUUUGUAUAUUUUUCGCAGAUCGUACAAGAUACGCCUCCAGAGCUAAGGUUCAAGGCGGCAAAAUUGGUGUCGACAAAACUGAUCCUAGCAGCCCGGGUGGAUUCCUGUCACGAAAGUCCGGAAGGCGAGACAGGGAGACUCCUCCGUGAAAGCAUCGAGAAGAAAUUAGAUAAACUGCAGGAACCACCGCCGGUGAAGUUCGUGAAACCGCUCCCGAAACCGAUAGAGCAGAGCAGAAAGAAGCGCGGCGGCAAGCGGGUGAGGAAGAUGAAGGAGCGAUACGCGAUGACGGAGUUCCGAAAGAACGCGAACAGGCUGAACUUCGCCGACAUCGAAGACGAUGCCUACCAAGAAGACCUUGGCUACACGCGCGGUACAAUCGGCAAGUCGAGCACCGGCCGCGUCCGUCUACCGCAAAUAGACGAGAAGACCAAAGUGCGCAUCAGCAAGACGCUGCAGAAGAACUUGCAGAAGCAGCAGCAAUAUGGCGGCGCGACGAGUAUUAGACGACAGGUGUCCGGUACAGCGUCGUCGGUUGCCUUUACACCGCUGCAGGGUUUGGAGAUAGUAAACCCGCAAGCUGCGGAGACGAGAGUUAACGAAGCGAACGCGAAAUACUUCUCAAACACGUCUGGCUUUUUAUCAGUUGGCAAAAAGACUACUUAACGGUGAUAAUUGACGAAAUUUAAGUGACAAAAGACUUAUAUUUUUAAUGAUUUGAAAUAAAAUGCUAUAACAGU
Molecule: messenger RNA, 1714 nt
Organism: Zerene cesonia (dogface butterfly)
Lineage: Eukaryota; Metazoa; Arthropoda; Insecta; Lepidoptera; Pieridae
Gene: Prp31
Product: U4/U6 small nuclear ribonucleoprotein Prp31
Exons: 9
Coding region: 147-1640 (497 amino acids)
Biological process (GO): spliceosomal tri-snRNP complex assembly; mRNA splicing, via spliceosome
Cellular component (GO): precatalytic spliceosome; U4/U6 x U5 tri-snRNP complex; U4 snRNP
Source: RefSeq, a predicted model, not a curated record